Closterium sp. Yama58-4 is the source of this 2355-nucleotide messenger RNA. The record is from the annotation of a GenBank genome assembly. Lineage: Eukaryota; Viridiplantae; Streptophyta; Zygnematophyceae; Desmidiales; Closteriaceae.
AUGACGCUCGUGACAGUCCCCUCGACGUCUCUCAUCACUGAUGCCACUGCCAGCGGCGAUGCUACAGCGGACGGUUACCUCACAACUAAUCAUGCUACAGCCGCCGGCACAACCGCCGUCAGUGGUGCCGUUGAACCGGCACCCGCGUUCGAGGAACCGCCGGUCUCGCGUCAGCGGAGGGAGACGGAGGAGCUGUUGUUAGCGGUUAACUCGAGCGUGCUGCUUCGGAUUCUGUCUGACGUCAGCCUUUCUGCGGAGGACCUUGCGCGCCUCGAGCUUGUCUGCGGGUUCUUCCGCCGGCCCGCGCAUCUGACCCCGCAUCCGCGUCUCUCGCUGGUGGAAGUGGCGGCGCACGACCGCUGCCAGCAGCACUCCCUGCGCUUCCGCAUGCUGCCGCCCGCGCAGCAGCGCCUGCUGUGGGCGCGCUGCGGUCGUUCGUGGAAGCUUCUGCUGCGCUUCCUCAUCACCAGCGACAGCUGCAUCAGGCACGGGCAGCCGCAGGUGGCAGCGGGGUGUGCGCACAGCGUUGCGGUGGGGCGCGGUGGAGAGGUGUGGACGUUCGGGCAUGGGUCAGCAGGGCAGCUGGGGCGACCCCUGGCUUCUGCUAGCAGCACUGCUGGUGCUGGUGCUGGUGCUGGUGCUGCUGGUGCUGCUGCUGCUGCUGGUGGUUAUGCUGGUUUCGCCGCCGCUGCUGCUGCUGCCGUUGGUGGUUUUGCUGGGCUUGCAAACGAUGUGACAACCACUCUAGCCACCACUGCAACGGGGGCUGUGACUGUGACUUUAAGGAGUGGGAUUGAAACGGGAGCGGUGGGGAGCGGUGAUGCAUCGUCCGCGGAACCUUCCUGGAAGCCUCAGAUUGUGAGAUCAUUGCUGGGCGUGCGCGUGGUGCAGGCAGCAGCAGGCAGGGCGCGGACAAUGCUAGUCUCAGACACAGGCUCGGUGUAUCACUUCGGCCGGGACUGCUUCGGCGACCAGGAAUACUCGCUCACCUCCCCCGAGCCUGUCACCGAGCCUCGGCUCGUGGAAUCGCUUCGGCACAUUCAAGUUGUUCAAGUCGCCCUCGGGAAUUUCUUCACCGCAGUGCUCUCAGCUGAAGGCCGCGUCUUCACUCUCUCUUGGGGCGGCCGGGGGGAUGGCAGACGCACCCCCCUCGCUGCCGCUGCUGCUGCCGCUAUAGCAGGAGGGCACUGCUACCUGCUGGGACUGACAUGUGCCAAGGAGCCUCAUGGCAGGUCUGUCUGGUCCAUUGGCUGUGGCCUGGGCGGCAAGCUAGGCCACGGCACGAAGUACGACGAACGCCGCCCGAAAGAAAUCGCGCACUUCAAAACCCUAGAGUUCGCCCCUACAGCCGUUGCUGCGGGCGCGUGGCAUGCUGCUGCUGUUGCUGCUGACGGUAGAGUCGCCACGUGGGGGUGGGGCAGGCAUGGGUGUCUAGGGCAUGGCAAGGACCAGUGUGAAACGCUGCCCAAGCUCCGUCCAGUUGUGAAAGCAUGCCACGUGGCAGCAGGGGAUUACACGACGUUUGUGGUGGGGGAGGGCGGCGAGGUGUGGUCGUUUGGGAGUGCAGAGAGCGCGUGUCUGGGGCAUGGGGGUGGGUGGGAGAGGGAGGAUGAGGAGGAAGGCGAGGAGAUAGACGAUGCUGAUCUACAUGACAUCGUGGUGAGUGGUUGUUGCUUCAGGGUCGUGUCGUGUCGUGUGUGGCUUGGGGCAUGGGGUCGCUCUCGGGCUCUCCCAUCCCUUCCCGUCGCUCUCGCUCUCCCCAGUCCCUUCCCGUCGCUCUUGCUCUCUCCCCUCCCUUCCCGUCGCUCUAUCUCUCGCCGCUCCCUUCCAGUCCCUCUCGGUCUCUCCCAUCCCAUCCCGUCGCUCUCCCUCUCUCCCCUCCCAUCCCGUCGCUCUCCCUCUCUCCCCUCCCUUCCCGUCGCUCUCUCUCUUUCGCCACUCCCUUCCCGUCGCGCGCUCUCCAGUCGCCCGUCGUUUCCACCCGGUUCAUCACCGAUCUCGUCGCCCUCGCUCUUGCUCUGUAAUGCCCUCUCCGCACCCUCCUUCCCUCCCUUCACAAUUUGUCUUCCCUCCCCGCAUCACAGCGUUCUUCCUCUCUCCCCUCCCAUCACGUCGUUCCUCCUAUCUUCCCUUCCAUCCCGCGUUCUUCCUCUCUCCCCUCCCAUCACGUCGUUCCUCCUAUCUUCCCUUCCAUCCCGCACUCUUCCUCUCUCCCUUCCCAUCCCGUCGUUCCCCCUCUCUCCCCUCCUCUCCCGUCGCCCCCCAGGUCACCAGUCCCUUCUCUUCGCCUUCGCUGCCAAUCAACCGUCCCGACGCCCUUCCUCUUUUCGUACAUCAUUCCUUUCUUUAUUUUAG